AUGGCUGGUAAUGCAUCUCUUUCCACUGCUCUAUCAGUUCUACCCAUUGCUCGUAUCUCAUCUCUUCAUGCCCUCUUAGCUAUUGCUGCUGCUAGUAAAUGGGAUCUUUUUCAGAGGGAUGUUAAAAAUGCUUUCCUUAAUGGGGGUCUGAGUGAAGAAGUCUAUAUGCAACCUCCUCUUGGUCUUUCUGUUGAAUCAAACAAGGGGUCCCUUCCAGAUGACUUGUUUAAUCUGCAAAACAUAAAGAUCAUAGACAUCGGCAACAAUGCUUUUGUUGGGUCCAUCAACAUCAAAGUUCCAAAAGAUUUGGCUAAUUGUACUUCCCUUCAACAUCUCUCUUUUGAUGAAAAUAGUUUGUCAGGGAGUUUGCCUGAGAGUCUCUUCCAGCUGAAAAAUCUUAGUGAAUUGAAUCUUCAGGGUAAUAGCAUAUUUGGGUCACUGAGUAAUGGAAUUGGUAACCUCUCUGACCUUGUUAAACUGGAUAUCUCCUCUAAUUUGUUCUCUGGAGUUCUUCCAGACAUUUUUAUGAGACUAGCAAGGCUUGAGCAAUUCUCAGUCAUGUCAAAUUUAUUCACUGGUCAUUUGCCUACUUCUUUACUAAACUCCCCAUCACUUCAAAGGAAUUUAAGUUUGUUGGGCCUUUCAAAGAACUUUGAUAAUGAACAAAUUCCAAAUGAUGUGAAUCUGGAAUUCAAAAAUAUCAACAGUCUAAUUCUUCCCAAUAGUCAACUCAGAGGUCCAAUCCCGGAAUGGUUGAGUCGUUGCCACAAGUUGCAGUUUUUGGAUUUGUCUUGGAAUCAUUUGGGUGGAAACAUACCAUCAUGGUUCGGAAAGUUUGAAUCUCUCUUUUACUUGGAUUUGUCAUAUAACUCUCUCAAAGGUGAAAUUCCAAAGAGUUUGGUUGAACUUCGGAGCCUAAUAAGUGGGAAGGUCACAAUAGAAGAGCCUGUGCCAAGCUUUGAAAUUUACUCUGUUGGACUAGUUGGACCAAGCUUGUGUUAUAGGCAAAUUUUAAGCUUUCGACCAACUAUAGACCUGAGUUACAACAUUCUCCAAGGCCCAAUCUGGCCAGGUUUAGGGAACUUGAAAAUGCUUCAUGUUUUGAAUUUGAAAGAGAAUAAAUUUUCAGGCCCUAUUCCAAAUAAUUUAUCAGGCAUGACAGGCUUGGAAAAACUUGAUUUGUCUCACAGCAAACUAUCAGGAGAGAUACCUCAUUCAUUGAUUGAUCUUAGCUUUUUGUCAAAUUUCAAGGUAUCCUAUAAUCAGCUGUGUGGGAAAAUUCCUCAAGGAAGCCAGUUCGAUACUUUUCUGAAUACAAGCUUUGAGGGAAACAAUGGUCUUUGUUAUGCAGAGUGUACUUGCCAGUCUGAACAAAUUCCUAUUCUUUCUAUAAGGGAGAGAAAAAGGACAAUCAUUGGUCUACCAUCUAUAAUUGGAGCUGCAACAAGUUUUGUUCUUACUGUCAUAUGUUGCUUCAUGUCUGGAUUGGCACUGCCAAAGCUGCACAAAAGGAAGUACAUAAGAUUUGUAACCUCUUAA
Quercus robur (English oak) is the source of this 1539-nucleotide messenger RNA. RefSeq names its product phytosulfokine receptor 1-like. The coding region runs from base 1 to 1539 and encodes 512 amino acids. The transcript is spliced from 5 exons. The record is from RefSeq and is a predicted model, not a curated record. NCBI's taxonomy places the organism in Eukaryota, Viridiplantae, Streptophyta, Magnoliopsida, Fagales, Fagaceae. Gene Ontology annotation, molecular function: protein binding.